AUGGCAGCUCAAUAUAACAAGUAUGCCUGGCAACAGGUUGAACAGGGGGUUUGGCAACGUUCUGUUGAUGAGAUUGAACAAGCUUAUGCUGUUUUGUCGAAGCUAUACGAAGGCAGCGGUCGAAUGUUUUUCGCCAUCACCGGUCACAUAUCACUUUCUUUCAACUCUCUUGACUCCCUUGACGAUGGCUCGGAUACACGCGUUGAUACGGCUCUGCGUAAGGCUUGGCUGACGCUUAGGCACGAUCACCCGACAAUUGCGUCGCAAGUGAAAUAUAAUGCGGGCAUGAAUAGCUUUACUAAGCUGUAUCGCACGAUUCCUACCAUAGCGGACCAGCAGGUCUGGCUCGACCAAACUUUUGUCAAAGUCUCGACGAACCAGACUGGCUCAGAAUGGGCAAACAACGACCCUCCCGCUCCAGAGCUUCCAACCUUGUUUGUUAUCACACCCCCCUCUUUGCCACGUGAGGGGAAUCGCCCUGGACUGAUCUGCCGCGACCUUGUUCUACGUUCUCCUCAUGAUGUUAUCGACGGUGUCGGCACUCUUCUUCUCUUGGGAAAUCUUGUUAAUAUUGGCUCGAAAGCCUACAACCAGGGAUCUUUGUUUCAGCUCCCCACAUUUGAUGAUGGCUCCGAGUUUGGCAAUAUGAGUCCACCCUUUCGCGUGGCGGCGAAUCUACCAAAAAGCCUGACGGAACGGCAGCAACAGCGAUUAGCAAACGUAGCAGCCUUGAAAGAACAACAGUUGGAGAGCAAUAUUCCUCUGUUACUUAUUCCAUGGAAGAAAGGGGAGGUUGUUCCCGGAAUGCACCAGCGGAUUGCCCUGACGAUUUCACAAGAGAAGACUUCGAAGCUGCUGCAUGCAUGCUCAUAUAUUGGUGUCACUGUAACACAUCUCUUCCAUGCUGCCAUUCCUAUCAUGAUGAGAGAUCUUCAAACCAAGGGCCCCAAACAACAGAGGGCCAGAUAUGUCAGCUAUAUCUUGCGGAAUGAGCGUGGAAACUGCACUGAGCCAUACAAUUCUGCAAAACAUCCUGCUGCAUUAUAUCACUCAGGAUCGGGAACGAGCCUGUUGGUGGAUAUUAACAUUCCGGCUACUGGUGAUAACAACACCUUAGAGCAGCACCGGGCGGAAUCUAAAGAAUUCUUCCGAGUUCUCCAAGAAAUGAAGAAAUUCUACCAUGAUAUCCGAGAUGAUGCAGAACAUUUUCAACUUGCACCAUACUAUUGGGCAGCUGGCACACGGGAGUUGCCACCGGCGGUGAAGGGUCCUUUAGCAGUGCCACCCCCCAGUGCUCAGCCAUCUGUAUCAAUUUCUAGCCUGGGCAUCGUUGACAAGAUCAUACCUCCAGAGGCUGGUGCUAUCUCCGUUUUCGAUCCAUGGGUAACAGGAGAAGAGCUUCGGAAUGGUCUUGGGUUUUUCUUAGGAACAUACAGAAAUCAAUUGUGCCUGAGCGCUGCGUACAACGCUGCAUGGCAUAGUAAGCAAGAGGUUGAAAAAUAUUUAGAAACUUGCGUGGAUGUUGUGUUCAGGGGGCUUGAGUCUUAUAUAUUCUAA
Trichoderma virens Gv29-8 is the source of this 1557-nucleotide messenger RNA. RefSeq lists its product as uncharacterized. The record is from RefSeq and is a predicted model, not a curated record. The transcript has a single exon. Lineage: Eukaryota; Fungi; Ascomycota; Sordariomycetes; Hypocreales; Hypocreaceae. Bases 1 to 1557 code for a protein of 518 amino acids.